AAACCUUAGUGUUCUCCCGGUUAUGAUUUUAAUCAUACAACGGCAACAACGAAUCAGCGUCCGACUAAAGUAGAAUUAAAAUUCUACUACAGCGCCGAUGACGUAACAGCUGGAUAGGAAGAGCCAGGGAGCUGUGGCUGUUGUGCAGAUAGUGAGGUUAUGUUUUGCAUUGCAAAAGAAAGCAAAGAAAGAAAGGAGAGAAAAGGAAGAAAAGAAACAGAUUAAAAGUUUUUAAAUGUCUAAAAUUGUUUUAAAUAGGCAAAAAAAGGAGGACAAAAUGAAAUGUUUUGUUCCUGGCUGUGAAAAUCGCUCACGCGGUAAAAGCAGGCUUUUUUUUGGUAUUCCGAGAGAUCCAGUAUUAAAAAAUGCCUGGUAUACUAAAGUUGGUUACCCGAAAGAGUGUGCAAGAAAAGCUUCUGCAAUUUGUUGUGAAGAUCAUUUUGACCUGCCGGAAGAUAUGGAGAACUACAUGCGAUACAGAUUCGUGGGAGGCAACAAAAGACUAAAAAAGGGCGUACUGCCUCGAUUUAAUUUGCCAAAAUCAAAUAAGCAGAAUUCAGCCGAACGGCUGGAUAUCAUAAAAAUGGAAUUAGAUAUUCCAGAAGCAAAUAUAUUAAACCAAAUGGAUGGAACUGUUGUUAUAAAGUCGGAGCCAGAUGGGCCAAAUGUAGAAACACUUUUAUCACAAAAUAUGAUGACUGAAAUAAACCGUAAUGUCAUAAAAACGGAGUCAGAUUCACAAGGUAGCGAUCCAAUCUUAUCCCAAGCUAUGCUCGGUCAAAUGGACGGAAGUGUCGUUAUAAAAGCGGAAUCGGAAUUAUCAGAAUCAAAUAUACUCAAUCAAAUGGAUCAAACUGUUGUCAUAAAAACGGAACCGGAUUUGCUAGAAUCUGAAUUUCAUUUAUCAGAAGCAUCCGCGAAUCAAAUGGAUCACUGUAUUUUCAUAAAGAUGGAACCGGAUUCACCAGAAGAGCAGGAAUUGCGGAUACCGGAAAUAAAUAUGCUCUGUCAAGUGGCAACGAGUCCAGGAAGAGGAGAAAUAUUUCAACCCUACAGUCCCAAUAAGAAGAAUGUCGGAAUAAACCAACGGAAUAAAUCCAGUGGAGCAAUCUAUCGCCAAACCUUGCCGAACAAGUCCCAGGGACUCAAGUUUCCCUACAUUCUUGAUGAGGAUAAUAGAGGAACAAAUCCCAGUGAACCUCCUACUGACGAGGCCCUUCUGCACGGAAUAAAUCACGAUUUUAAGCACAUGUUUACCUCUUCUUCAGGUGAAACCGAAACAUCGUUCAAGAAUACUUGCAUACAAACGAAUUUAAGGCCAAAGGUUAGAAGCAAAGGACUCACGUGCAAACCAAGUACUAGAGAUGUUGCGACCUCUCCAAUCAGAAGAGAACUGAAGAGAACCAAAGUUUUAAUAACAGAGGAAGAUUGGCUGUCGGAAGCCUCUCAUUCCGAAGACGAAGAAGUGAGGAUAGAAAUCUUGAAGAACCGAAUGUUCGAGACGAGGACGAAGGCCUUCAUCGAAAAUGAUCCUCUUUUGUUUCUAGGCCUUCCGAAAAGUGCGAUGCAUCUUAUUGCGAGUAUGGAGAAACGUUUGAAUAUUCCAAUUCUUCAUAUUUACUGUGUGCUGAAGAAAAUUCGCCUAAAUUUGUCCAACGAAGUUUUAAGUUACGAUUUUGGAUUAUCGUAUAGUCACAUUAGUCACAUUUUUAAAAAGACUGUUCCUUUAAUUGCCAGGUAUCUGAAGAAGUAUAUCCUUUGGCCUGAGGAAAAUUUGAUUUCGGCGAAUCUUCCGGUUCAGUUUAGAAAUCGACUGAAGAAAGUUCAAUCUAUUCUUCAUAUUUUUGAAGUUAAAAUGGAGAGAUCGAAUCUUAUUCAGGGAUUGAGACUUCCUUCGUACGAAUCGACGGAGACUGCGAGAUUCUUGGUGUCUUCGACUCCAAAUGGUUUCAUCACUUUUGUGUCGACGAGAUAUUGUAAGGGGAAUGCGGAUGUGACGAUAGUGAAGAAUUCGGGAUUCUUGGACAUUUUGCCAGAAGAUGUCGCAAUUUUGAGUCUUGCUGAUCGCGGAUUUAAAUAUGUGGACAAUGUUUUGAAGGAGAAAAAUUGUAGAUUGAUACGAGUUCCGAGCAUUUCCAUGAGGAGGAAUUGGAAAGCGGAAACGAAAAUUUACAGGUGGCUCGCGAGUGUUAGGAUUCAUGUUAAAAGGCUGAUGAAUCAGUUGAGAGACUUUAAGAUUUUGGAGAACAGUGUCAACUUUGGUAAUCGAUCCGAGUCUCUUUUGGAUGAUAUUGUGAUUAUUGCUGCGGCUUUGAUUAAUAUUCAGUUGACGGUUGGGGUCGAGGAAGGUGUAGUUUAGAAAAUAAAGAAAAUAAGACUAAUUUUGGUGAUGAACUCUUUCAUAUUUUUCUACUUUUGAGUAAAGUAUUUAUUCUUGUAUGGAGAAAUAAAUAUCAGUGAGAAUAGGGUACUGUAUAGUUAAUUAGAAUUAAUUAUUUCACUUGAAACAGAGAAUUU
Molecule: messenger RNA, 2517 nt
Organism: Belonocnema kinseyi
Lineage: Eukaryota; Metazoa; Arthropoda; Insecta; Hymenoptera; Cynipidae
Gene: Camp
Exons: 2
Coding region: 236-2359 (707 amino acids)
Source: RefSeq, a predicted model, not a curated record